CUACUGGCUUCAUUUCUCAGCCCUGGAGGCUGCUCCAUAAUUAAGACCUUUUCAUCACUUAGUGCAAAGAAACACUAACAACAACAAUGGUUACAGCUGACCCAAUGGAGGACAGAACAGACAGCCAAAUGGCUGUGAAGGUGGAGAAGCAUUCACAGUAUGUCAUCUUGACUUACUUCCAAGGGGACAUCAACAGCAUGGUGGAUGCUCACUUCAGCCGUGCACUCAGCAAAGUUCACAAGACGAAGCCACCGGCAGCAAAACCAAAGAAAAUGCGUAAAACUAUAAAAAUGGAGGAUAGCAGCCCCUGUCAGGGGAGUGCUGUUGACCCUUACUCAGACUCCCAGGUCCCCCCUGUGGGAGGACGUCUCCUGACCUUCAACCCUGCCGACAACUCUCCUGACUCCUGGCACCCAUUCACUGGUAGGGCAGGAGAGGGCCCAGGGUUACCGUACUCCCUUUCCCAAGAUGGUCUGAGUCUAACUGGACAGCAAUAUGCCACAUCCCUACUUAACUUACUGCAUAACGACCGGGGUGAUUUGGGACCCAGCAUGGCAUCCAGCGCCAAGCCGGAGGGGCUUCCAAGCUGGACGGUACCUCAAGGAUUCAGAGAGUCCGUAGACCCUGCUUUGGGCUAUGAAGCCGCACGUCAUCUGGAAAAGAAGGACCUUUACUGGUACUGAGGAGUGGGCGGCUGCAGCACAUGAAACAUAGAACAGUCUCAGCUUUACCUGUGGCUCUGGAAAGCCACCUGCCUCCCUCUUCGCCUUGUAGUUGUCAGAAAUUUCCUCGUCAAACAGGACUCAGAAUGCCAACUGAGAGUACACACAGAACAGCAGUGCUUCCAUUCCCUGCCGUGCUCUUUCCAUUACUCCGUCAGAUGACCUCAGUACCUCAGUAUGUGCAAACCGGAGCAACCUUUCUGAAAAGGGAACACUCUCUGACAAACCUGUUCUUCAACUCUGUCAGCCUGCCUGUAGAGCUCAGAGCACUGUGUAUGUUGUAGCUUCCUUUGUGGUUCAGUUGAAUGAGGGGCAUUUUCUGUUGCUUUUUUUUCAAACAGGUACUUCUCUUAGUGGGCCUACACAGUAAAUAGACCAGUAUUAAGUUUAAGUGUUUAUAUAUUGAUGUUAAUAGCUGCCUACAGAUCAUAUAGACGACUGUGUGAUGGUGUUAGAAUAUUUAAGAUAUAUCCAUCAAACAAAAGGCAAUGAAGGAACGUGAUGAAUGAAGGAUCGUGAUGUUAUUGUAUGAAUUUAUUCUUUGA
Messenger RNA from Notolabrus celidotus (New Zealand spotty), 1267 nucleotides. RefSeq names its product vestigial like family member 1 (gene vgll1l). The transcript has 4 exons. Gene Ontology annotation, cellular component: nucleus. Gene Ontology annotation, biological process: regulation of transcription by RNA polymerase II. The record is from RefSeq and is a predicted model, not a curated record. The coding region runs from base 87 to 683 and encodes 198 amino acids. Lineage: Eukaryota; Metazoa; Chordata; Actinopteri; Labriformes; Labridae.